Fusarium sp. VM40 is the source of this 1557-nucleotide messenger RNA. NCBI's taxonomy places the organism in Eukaryota, Fungi, Ascomycota, Sordariomycetes, Hypocreales, Nectriaceae. The record is from the annotation of a GenBank genome assembly.
AUGCUGUCUCCCCUCUUCAUUCUUGCAGGAGUUGUCUUCACAAUUCUAUAUCUUCGUACCAGGCCUCGCAAGAAUCUCCCACCUGGUCCCAAGCCCCUCCCUGUCCUCGGCAACAUUAGGGACAUGCCAGAUGGGACGACCCCAGAAUACCAACACUGGAUCAAGUUCAAAGAUCUUUACGGCCCCAUCAGCCAUGUCUCCGUUUUUGGCCAAUCUCUCAUAAUACUCCACGAUCGUGAUGCUGCGAAUGCUAUCUUGGAGAAAACCUCCACAAAAACUUCAGGAAGAGCACAGUUCAUCUUUGGAAAUGAGAUGUGCGGGUACAAUCAAAUCCUCAGCUUCAAACCAUACGACAAGUCAUUCAAACAACAUCGCAAGUUGGUUCAUCAACAGCUGGGCACUAAAGCUGCUGCAUCGCGGUUCAGGGACGUUCAGGAUGUGGAAUCUCGUCGUCUGUUGUUUCGGAUCCUGGAGAACCCCGAUAAAUUGACCUCGCAUAUCAAGACUGAGGCCAGCGCCAUAAUUCUGAAAAUUACGUACGGCUACAACGUAAAACCGCACGAAGCCGACCCCUUGGCGCUCUUGAUAGAGCAGAUGAUGCAUAAUUUCUCAUUUGCAUUCAUCCCCAUGAGUUGGGCGGUAGACCUCUUACCGAUACUUAGGUAUUUUCCUGACUCGCUACCGGGCAUGUCGUUUAAAAGGAUUGCGAGGGACUGGAACGCCAAUAUGCGCAUGGUAGUUGAGGUGCCUUACGGCUUCGUGAGAAAGCAAAUGGCAAAGCAGUCUCAUCGACCAUCUUAUGUAUCCUCGCUUAUUAAGCAAUAUGAUAGUGCUCUGGAUACGGAGAGCGAGACAGCGAUUAAGCAAACGGCCGCGGUUAUGUACGCUGGAGGUGCUGAUACCACCGUCUCAUCUAUUCGUGGCUUUAUACUAGCUAUGUUGCUCUUCCCAGACGUUCAGAGGAAGGCACAGCAAGAGAUCGAUUCCGUUGUUGGGUCUGAUAGGCUUCCCAAUUUCGAAGAUCGCGACAACCUGCCAUAUGUCGAUGCCUUGAUCAAGGAAACACUGCGAUGGAUCCCCGUCGCUCCAAUGGGAGUCCCUCAUACGGCUGAUGAGGACAUUUACUACAAAGAUUUUGUCAUCCCAAAAGGAGCGUCCUUCCUACCGGCAACAUGGUGGUUCCUCCACGAUCCAGCGAUCUAUCGGGACCCGUCUUCUUUCGAUCCGGAUAGAUACCUUGAACCUCGAAAUGAACCGCAUCCAAACUUCGCAUCAUUUGGGUUUGGUCGCAGAGUCUGUCCGGGGAGAUUUCUUGCUGAAGAGAGCUUAUUCAUCAGCAUUUCCCGUCUCUUGGCAUCCUUCGACAUAAAGAAAGCUGUUGAUGGACGUGGCAAUGAGAUUGAACCAGAGAUAAGCGUCACGCCAGGUAUGAUUGGUCAUAUACACGAUUAUCCUUAUGACAUCAAGCCGAGAAACGAGAAUUACGCGGAUAUGAUAAGAAAAGUUGAGAUUGAGCAUCCAUGGGAGGAAGGCGAUGCUCAGUUUCUGGAGGAGUAG